Octopus bimaculoides (California two-spot octopus) is the source of this 6435-nucleotide messenger RNA. RefSeq names its product ras association domain-containing protein 5. Lineage: Eukaryota; Metazoa; Mollusca; Cephalopoda; Octopoda; Octopodidae. Gene Ontology annotation, biological process: signal transduction. The record is from RefSeq and is a predicted model, not a curated record.
GUUUUAUUAUUAGUCUCAUAUUUAAAAUUUUAUUUCACAGAUGACUUAGUUCCCAGAUUGAAAUAUCUGUUCACAUUGCGAACUAAACCAAAUUGUUUAGCCCCAGGUUAGAAUUGAGCAGAAUGAGCAGACUUAUGGCUAAAGGCGUUCCAGCUUUGACCACUCUGUUUUUGUUCGUUUGAUACAAAACCAUAUUAUCUACACUUUUAAAGACAGUAGAGUGUGAUAUGAGGAUAUGAUUUUAUUGCUAUUUCUAGCAGGACUAGCGACUAUGUUGAAGCUCCCUGGUUACCAGAGCCAAGUAUGUAAAUGAAAUAGUAUACGAACAGUGUUGAAAGUUGGCCGAGCAUGCCCAUUGGUAGAUGUUACACUUAAAACUAUUUAUUGACUUACUUGACUUCAACCAACAAUACUGCCUCAAGCAGGUUUUUUUUAAAAAUUCGUGUAGUUUUAAGCCCCCAUUUUGCUCUUUGUUCCUAUUCGCUUUCAGUUAACGUUAUUAUUUCGUCAUUCAGACGUGUGUACUUAUUAGUAGUACCAUUUCCGCUUUCUUUCUCGUGUCAUAAUCUCUCGCACUCACACAGGUACACGCCAUAUGGAGAUAUUAAAUAAAAAAUCUUACUUAGCAAGGCUGGUAACAACGUUACAUCUACUACUUGCUGAAAAUGCGUUAAGACACGCUCCUCGUCUGUAAUGAGAGAUCUCUCGACAUUUGAUUAUCUAAUACAUAGAAUCACCAACAUCUUUUGUUUGAACAUAGCCACCGCUUAUUUGUCAGUAUGAAGAACUUUAAUGGGUAACACGUUUUACCUAUAUGGGUGACCUCAUCAGGAGCUGCUGCUUACUAUCAACUGAGAUAAAAGCGAAGGAGUGUAACAAGAAGACGAAAGCCUGUCACCGACCAACUCCUACCCCAAGCUCCUCAUCCAAUUAUCAGCAGCUCUAACGAAAAGCAGCAGCAUGCCAAGCUAUCGUUUUUCUCAUCCUUAUCACACUUACUGCUGUUAUUUACCAACUUCUCUAGUUUAUGGCUGUCUACAUGGUCGGUAUUUGGUACCGCUGCCAACAUCAUAUUACGAUUGCUUCUUUCUUUUACACCGGGACAACAUACCAGCAGCAACAUAAUCUUCAUCUAACUGCUACAUAAAGCUAAGUUAGAGGUUGAGCGGUGCUUCCCCACCACCCUCAAAAACCCGAUCGGUAUGGGUGAAGAUAGUGGAUACUUUAGCCGCCGCUCCUGCCAGUUUCGACUUCCUACACGAAAGCAACAUCAACAACAAACAGAUACGGGUAACUGCAAGAAAAAAAGCUCUAAUGGAUACGACUGUAAUGCUGCUACUAGUUCGGUUGCAAACUGCAUAAAUAAAAGUGAAGCUAUAACAACCAGUGGCUGUUGUGAUGCUGUUACUGAUGCUAACAAUUAUAACAAUACCUCUAUUACUGUUGCUAAUUGCACCAAUAACAACUGUCGCGCCGAUCUAAAUAGCAAAAAUUCUGGAGAUCACCGCUACUCUUGUGAUCAUCUACAAUUUGAUCUGCGAUGCAGACCAGUGGAACAAAAUGUAGUUUCCUCUCUCUCUCCAAGACAGGUGUUUGAUGUAGUAACUGAAAACACGACAAAUCGUAACCCCUCAAAUAGUUUAAACAGUUCUAUUAAUAGCUGUUCACUAUUAGUUGAUGACGUGAGAGAUGCUAAUAACGACAGUACAUGUACAUCCAAUUUGCCGUGUAGCUUAUACAGUCGACCGGUACAUCAAGUCGGUAGUUCUGCUAUCGACACAGAUACUACUUAUAAUACUGGAAGUAGUAGUUCUAGUGGUGGUUAUUACACUCAGACGAACAACAGUUGUGGUCGAACGACAUUUUCUCCAAACAGUAUACUCCAUUUGAAAUACACAGAUCUCAACGAUUUGAACUCUUACAGAAAUUUAUGUUACGUGUUUAAGGACGAACAGGAUUUUGAAGAAUUUAAACAAGAAUUACAAGACUUCCAGUUUCUGAAAGAAAGUCUUCAGAAAAGUGGAUGUAAUCACGACUACCAAGUAUCUCCACUGCGCGAAAUACCAGUAAAUAUUGAAGAACAAUUGGCCCAAAAUAACAGAUUCGGAAACAGCCCGAGUAAUAGUCCAAUUUUUACCAGUAUUAACCAGCAGGAUCAACAAAACAAAGUUAACAAUAAUAUCUGUGAUGAUCAAAGUGCGAAUUGUUUAACAUUGCAGGAGGAAACUUUCUCUACACGUAACUCUGGAAGAAUUCUUGGUUGUGAUAUUGUACCUGUUCCUAUUGCUACUACACCAGCAGCUUCUUCAGAAACUUCGUCAUCAUGCCAACCUCGUUUUGUUAACACCUGUAUUUCUUCCUCACCAACGCCAAGCAGUUGUAAUAAAGCCAGAAUCACAAAUUCUAUAAGCAGACGAAGUUCUUCAAACUCCUCGUCCCCUCUGAAAUAUUUAUCGUCGUCUUUCAGAAACGCAUUAGCCCCACAUGACAUGUUAAUGGACUUUUUCAAAAGUGAUGAAAAUUUCCAGGAGUUCGAACGGGAGUUUGCUAACUUGGAUAAUGACUUCAAUGUGUUCGGUCGACUUGGUCGAAUAGAGGACAGUGAAGAUAGAGACCAAGUAUUUGCAACUAGAGAUAGAAAACGUAAUGUUGAGAGUGAAGGGCGAAGUUCGAUUCCUUUGAAAAUUAAUUUUCAACAGGAUACGAAUGUUUGUUGUUCGAAUGAACACAUGCCACUGACUGAACUAAAAGUUAAACACAGUUCAGCUGGGGCUAAACAAGAUGUUGCAGUAACGAAAAGUACUGGGAAAAGUGAUUCCUUUUCAGAUUUCUUUGACAAUGACGAAGAUUUUAAGGAAUUUGAGAAAGAAUUUGCUAACUUCAAAUUGCGGAGAAGAUCACGAGCUUUUGCUGAUGAUUUUAACAGACGUUCAAAUUGCGAUCUGUUUGCUGAUUUUUUCCCCAAGUUUGAAAAUCAGGAAAAAAUCGAACGGCGAAGUCGUGGACCUGCCAAUGAUUGGGAUUAUUUAUUUAACAAAAUCAAAAGAAACAGUGGAUUUUUGGCGGAUGUUAAUGAACUGCAAAGUACACCUUGUGAAAGAUCUCAGAGCCCUACGUUUUUGGCCACACAAUCUCCUAAAAGAACUACUGAAGAUAUUUCAACAUCACUUUGCAAAGCAAACGAAAGUCCAGUAAGAAAACCUAUCGAAAUAGCCGUUCAACGACGACCUCCUCUCCCGCCUCUAGUAACAAAACAUCCACACUUUUCAUGUGAGCGACACAACAGCUCAAGUUUGCAGAAAAAGCCUUUGGAAUUAAAGAUUGAACAUGUAUCCUCUCCAGUAUCGCUUAAUUUCCGAAAUGACAGCCCCAAUCCGUUGUCAGACAGUGUUGGCAGCACUUACAUGCGAAUACCCAAAUUAAUAGAUGAGGAAGAUAGAGAAGAGUCUGUAUCACCGACAGUAUUACAUAUCGAUGAAACUCCCGUGUAUAAUCCAGAUACUACUGGUACUACUGAUGCUUCUAAUAGUGCAGAAGAACUUUCUCACAUUAUUAUUGAACAUCAUUUCACCGGUGGUGUUUCUAAACCAACUCUUACCAUUACUAGGAGAACGAAUAAGUCGCUGGAUGAGGCCAGUGAAAGCGAAUCUCCCGUUUCUGUACACGCACAACAAUUGUCUGAGCUGAGGGAUAAACGUUGCCACACGGACCCACCUAGAAUUGUUAUAGAGCAUAGGUUUUCUCCCCGUGAGUUUGAACCCGGUUCUAGUAAACAGAAUAGGUUUUCUACUGCGUUGGAAUUUUUACAGGAUGUGGAUUCAGGCAAAGUUGAGGAUAAGAAAAAACCACACAAAGAUUGUCAAUACACAUGUCAUAAAACUUGUCGACAGCUAGUGACAUUAGAUUGUGCUAAUAACUUACCUAAUUCCAUGUCAGAUGGUUCCAUAGAAACCUCUUUAUCAGAACCAGCUUCUACACCUGGUAGCAACAGUACAGUUUCUGAUACAUUAUCCAAUAGUUGUUCCAGGGAGCUCUCUCAAGUUUACAGAGAAGAUAUUCCUCUGAGAAUUGAUAUUCAUGAACCUGUUUUAUCACCAUUCCUGUGGGUCACCAAAUCUUUGAGGGAUCAAGAACAACUGCCUCACAAAGUAAAAGACAUGGUGGCCUGUUGGGAUUGGGAAAAGUUACAGUUGUUGUUUAGAGAUAUACAUUCCAAAAUUCCUCCAAUAAGAUUUCAGGAUGAAACCGAUUCUGGUUACAGAUCAGGUCCAAUUCCGGAUGAGAUUUUACCAAAGAAAGAACCAAGUGAAGCAACACUUAAUCGGGAGGAGCUUAAAAGUAAAUUACAAGAAUACAAUAACAAUGUUCCAAAUGCCAAUCUCGCUCUAGAGUCAGAUGGAGAAACAUUCCAGGGUUUCAUCAAAGUAACUUUGAAUUUGAUUCGACCAAUCACAAUGUCUCUUGGUGCACGACCACCUUCCAUUUAUGAAGUACUCACUCGAGAGCACAUUGUGGAGCAAAAUACCCAAUCUAUUUCAUUCUACAUGCCUCGAGAUACUGUUAAAUCUAUCCAUGUAGAUAGUGAGACUACAACCAAAGAAGUGAUUGCAGCUUUGUUGAAGAAAUUCAAGAUUCUUGAUAAUCCUCGGAAGUUUGCUAUGUAUGAACAGGAAUUCAAAAACAAAAAACUUGUAAAACUGCGGCGAGUUAUGCCAGAAGAAUUUCCUCUUCAGGUUUGUCUAGGCUGGGAAACAAAUAAACUGGAUUGUUAUCGCUUAGUUCUUCAAGAGAAUGAAGCUUCAGGGGAUAUUGAAUGGUCAAACUUCAGUAAUCCAGAACUAAAUAAUUUUGUGAAAGUAUUGGACCGGGAAGAAUCUGAACAUAUUCAUCAACUCCAAUAUAAAUAUCAUAUGAUGAAGAAAGCAGUUGAGCGACGAAUGAAAGAGCUUCGUGCUGCUGAACAAGAAGCCAAACACAGUAAAUAGGUCCACACCUGUGUAUAAGACUUAAAAGUAGUUAAUAAGUUUCACUAUUAUCCAUAAAAUGGUUUGUACAGCAUCCUAGUGUUGCUGUUUUCUCAUUGGUUGUGUGUGCUUUGGGCCUAACUACAGGCCAUACAGACAUUUUAGUCAUGGUGUCUUAUCUCAAUCAGUGAGAGAUUCUGCAGCUGUGGAAAAAAAUUGUGGCAUGAUGAUGACGAAAUUGAUUAAAAAAUUUUUUUUUAUCAACUUAUACAUUUACAAAUGAUAAUUUUGAUUUAUUUUUAAUAUACCUAACUUAAAGAUAACAUUUGAGCCUCUGUAAUGUAUAAGUGGUGCUUCACUUUAUUAUUUAACUGAAAUAUAAAUUUUGUUCUAUUUAUUAAUUUAUUUUUGUUUAGUGUUAAGAAAUAGCUGAAAAAUACAUUUUUCUUUAAUUCUUUAAUGGGAAGAAAAGUUACAUAGCAUCUAAAAGAAUAUUAUCAUGUUGUCAUGUAAGUGGGGAAAAUAUUUGUGCUACAUGAAAUAUGCUGCUCUGAAAAUUACGAAUUUAAAAAAAUCUCUUUAAAAUAGAAAGGAUAAUAGAAGUUAGUUUAAUUUUCAGAAACUAGAGGCCUCAAUUUCUAUUCCGUCUAUAGAAUAAUUUUUUUGUUAAAUAUUUGUUCUUAUUUCUUUCUAUUUAUUGAUCUACCUGAACUAUUUAAGUAUCUAUGUCCCAUAUGUUUUACUAGCAUGAAAAAGUGAGUAUUAAAUAAUUAUGAUGAUGAAUAAGGUCCAUUUUUUUGCUUUUUAUAUUGGGUUAUGUUUCAUGCUUCAAAAGUUUGAAAAUAUGGGUCAACAAAACAAAAUAUUUUUAAAAAACAAGUACACAUUGUUUGAUAGAAUUGAAUCUCCUUUUUUUAAAAACAAAAGUUUUUUUUUGUUAGGAUUGUAAGGUAAAAUACUAUUUACAAAUAUUAUUUCCUUAAUUCCAUAUUUAAAGCAAGCAUUUCUUUUAACAUAUUGAAGUAAUGUUCAAAUUUUACAUGGGUUUUUACCAUUUUAUGACCAAAUUACACACACACAUUUAUAUCUCAAAUCUCUCUCUCUCUCUCUCUCUCUCUGUACACACAUACAGUUAUCUUUAACACACAUCCAAACAUAUGCAAUUAUAUUCAAGUAUAUAUUAUACCCCACUCCUCCCCAGUAUAUCCUUUCAGUAGGUUUUGUGUGGCAAAAUUUUUAUUAGCAGGUUACUGGUGUAUGUAUUUUGGUUGUAAAUUUUUAUUCAAGUGUUUCAGUAAUAAGUCAUUCAUGAAACUCAAUCUCUUGAAUGUGUAAAUAUUUCAGGAAUCACUAGGCAAAUCUUCAAAUUUCUCACAAAUUAAACACAUUUAAUAUUUUUAGAAUUGAUGAAAUUUCCAAAAUUAAAGCCCAUGAAAUUUAAAUUUAUCAGGAAAAAAUUUCUUUUUCAAGA